This is a messenger RNA of Fragaria vesca subsp. vesca, 2316 nucleotides long. Its product is annotated as wall-associated receptor kinase-like 1-like. The record is from RefSeq and is a predicted model, not a curated record. Gene Ontology annotation, cellular component: plasma membrane. The transcript is spliced from 4 exons. Gene Ontology annotation, molecular function: polysaccharide binding; calcium ion binding; protein serine/threonine kinase activity. Lineage: Eukaryota; Viridiplantae; Streptophyta; Magnoliopsida; Rosales; Rosaceae. Gene Ontology annotation, biological process: protein phosphorylation; cell surface receptor signaling pathway. Bases 1 to 2316 code for a protein of 771 amino acids.
AUGCAGGAAGAAGCAGAAAACCUGGGGGUUGGGACACCAAUCUCUGUGUGCAGUCGCUGUCGUCGAUCUGGCGAGCUAGCUAUCUCCAAUAAUGUGAACGUUAAUGUGGUUGUUGCGCAUUUGUACGUGGACAUGGAAGAGAAAGCAAGAGUAGCAGCAGAAUCUAGAGCGGCGCUGCCGAUAGCAAAGCCGAGUUGCCAAGAGAAAUGCGGAAAUGUCAGCAUCCCAUUCCCUUUUGGGAUCGGACCUGAUAAAGAUUGUUACUUCGACGAAUGGUUUGAAAUAGACUGCAACCUGUCUACUAGGCACAAGCCUUUCUUGAAGCUUACACAACUGGAGGUGCUCAACAUUUCCAUCAAAGCCGGCGCGCUUCAGGUGAACAGCCCCGUAACGUUCUUCUGCAACGUAAAAGGAAGUAGCCAGCCUGCUGAUCUGACCGGAAGCCCUUUCGUGUACUCUCAGAGACAAAACAGAUUCACAGCAGCGACUUGCGGCUUUGUCUCGUUGGUGAGCUCAGACCAGUCUGUGGUUGGCGGGUGUAGGUCAAUUUGUGAUAAGCAUUAUAUCGGUAGAUACUCUGAUAGCUGUGAUAUUGGUACUAAUUGUUGCCAGACGAGUAUUCCUCCGUAUCUCAGAGUUGUCACUGCUAGCAUAAUGGUGGAAGGACCGAGCAACAUGACUGGCCGAAAUGACAGUAGAAUGCCGGAUUGCAGUGACUAUGCGUUCCUGGUUGAUAAAGAUUGGUUUGAGGCUGCAUCAAACUAUAGCGCCAUUAGGCAUAUGCUCCAUGUUCCUGUGGCACUGGAAUGGAGUGUUAUCAACGGCGCUGCUUCGUCGGUUGCGUUUCGAGGAAAUGAGAAAUGCCAUAUUGGCACUUCUUUGGCAUUCAAUCAGUCGGUGCUUUCUUGCAGCUGCCCACAAGGGUUUGAUGGAAAUCCCUAUCUUCUGCAACCUUGUCAAGACAUUGAUGAGUGCAAAGAUGGUACUAAACGAUGCUGGCCGGGCAGCAAGUGCGUAAACCUUCCGGGUUCGUUCAAAUGCAAGGACAACAAGGAUACAAUCAAAUUGGCACUUGCAGUUUCUGUAGGUCUUGGUUCAAGUCUUGGACUGUUAUUAUUACUUAUUGGUGCAUGGUGGGUACACAAACUGGUGAAGAAAAGGAAAAACAUCAGACGGAAGGAAAUGGCAUUCAAAAGAAACGGGGGUUUGUUGUUAAAAAGACAGUUAUCAUCUGGUGAAGUUAACCUUGAGAAAAUAAAGUUGUUCAAAUCAAAAGAGUUGGAGAAGUCCACUGAUAAUUUUCAUGUUGAUAGAAUCCUUGGCAAAGGUGGCCAAGGUACUGUCUACAAAGGUAUGCUAACAGAUGGAAGAAUCGUUGCGGUAAAGAGGUCUACAAAGGUGGACGAAGCUAGACUUUCACAGUUUAUAAAUGAGGUUGUUAUUCUUUCACAAAUCAAUCACAGAAAUGUGGUUAAGCUAUUAGGUUGUUGUUUAGAGACAGAGGUUCCUCUUUUAGUCUAUGAGUUUAUUCCAAAUGGAUCCCUUUCUCAAUAUAUUCAUGAGCAGAACGAGGAUUUUCCACUUACAUGGGAAUUGCGCAUAAGGAUUGCCACGGAAAUUGCAGGAGCUCUUUCCUACUUACAUGGUGCUGCUUCGAUUCCCAUAUUUCACAGAGACAUCAAGUCGACAAAUAUAUUGCUAGAUGAAAAAUACAGAGCAAAAGUUGCCGACUUUGGGACUUCUAGAUCAGUUGCCAUAGACCAAACUCAUUUGACAACACUUGUGUAUGGGACAUUUGGUUACUUGGACCCAGAAUACUUCCAGUCGAGCCAAUUUACGGAUAAAAGUGAUGUGUAUAGCUUUGGAGUAGUCCUAGUUGAACUUUUGAGUGGACAAAAACCAAUCUCUUCGACAAGAUCACAAGAAGAAGGGCGGAGUCUUGCAACACAUUUCAUUAUUUUGAUGCAGGAUGAUCGACUAUUUGAAAUUGUAGACGCUCAAGUUUUGAAAGAAGCCUCUAGAGAAGAUAUCUUAGUAGUUGCCAAUCUUGCAAGAAGAUGUUUGAAUCUGAAUGGCAGGAACCGCCCAACAAUGAGAGAGGUAACAGCAGAGCUCGAGGGGAUUCAGAUGUCACAAAACACAAAUAAUGAUGAUGAGGAGCAAAAUCAUGAAGAAGUUGAUAUUUUCAGGUAUGAUUCAAUUGAGCAAUGGGAUGUUGCAUCAACUUCAACUGGAACAGUAACAGGAACAAGGUCAGGUGUGGCUGCUGGUCCGCCUUCAUCGUCAUCGCAAGGAAUUGCACUGUUAUCUCUCUAG